Colletotrichum abscissum is the source of this 387-nucleotide messenger RNA. RefSeq lists its product as uncharacterized. The coding region runs from base 1 to 387 and encodes 128 amino acids. The transcript has 2 exons. The record is from RefSeq and is a predicted model, not a curated record. Lineage: Eukaryota; Fungi; Ascomycota; Sordariomycetes; Glomerellales; Glomerellaceae.
AUGUCAGCAUCGCCAGCGAGCCAAGUGUGCAAGGCACCAGGGGGAAGUGGGCAUUGUCCAGUCCUUGGAGAUUUCGAAAAGCCCUCGUUAUUGAGAAAGAAUCGAUCGAAACCCCCCGUCCUGGACCCUGAUUCAGCCCCUGGCCCGUCGGUCAUCCCUGCGGCGAGCAUCCCGUUGCCGUUGCCGGGGCUUUCAACGCCCAAAACCUCUCAGUCCUACCCUCUGGCCCCUGGCAGUCACGCACGACGCAAGACCCCGAAGGACCCCGAUCGGUCACCCGGGUCGGCCAUGCCACUAAGACACCACCCCACACGACGGAUCACCCCCUACGACAGAUCACCUAAUUUGGACGAUUUUUUCCCUCCUUUAAUACCACUACUACUAUAA